Dermatophagoides farinae (American house dust mite) is the source of this 1789-nucleotide messenger RNA. NCBI's taxonomy places the organism in Eukaryota, Metazoa, Arthropoda, Arachnida, Sarcoptiformes, Pyroglyphidae. The record is from RefSeq and is a predicted model, not a curated record.
AAAAACUUUUUAUUGUCCAACAUCAUCAUCACCGAGAUGAAUUUUUUUGCGUUUGGAAAUCAUCAAUGUUUUUUGAUGGCCACAACAACAUAAACAUCUAUAGAUAUAGAUAUUUAUUUCAUCAUAAAGACAUUGGUGUGAUUGCAUUUGCUACUGUUGUUUAUUGUGCCCAAAUUUGUGCAUUAAAUCGAAAUUUUAUCCUUCCAAUGUUCUCGAAUGUCAUAUUCCAUAUUUGGCAUGUGUUAACUGACUUUUGUGUGUGGUGGUUAGUCUUUUCUCCGAUAUUCAGAAUGAAGGAAAUGCAAUUGGCGUAUAUUAUUGACAGAUUUAUUUCAAAUUUUCUUUUCCUUCCCCACAUAAGGAUUCAUGGUCGAAUUUUGAAACCAAAAAAAAAACUUGGAAAUACUUGUCCUCCCUCAAAUCAUUGAACACAAACACAAAAAAAAUGAAUAAAAACACCUCCAUUAUGGCCUCGGUCAUUUUUCUCAUCUUCCGAAAGAAAUGUGUUGAUUCUUCUCUAUCAUGUUGAGGAUUGUUUGUGUAUGCAUCCAUAAUCGGUUUGUGCACCUGCCCAAAUCAUCAAAUCGAUGUUUUUGUGUGUGCCUAAACAGCCUACCUGUUUAUUUAUUUGUUUAUUUUUGGCUUGUUCAUUCGAAUUCACUGCAUUCACUGGUGGACACAGCCAUUCAUUUUGUCAUUUUAUGUUCACACGAAUAAUGGUGGUUGUGGUUGAAUAAAAUAAUUCUGAAAAAGAUCAUGUUUGUGGUUUGUGUGUGCUGAAAAACAAUACAACGACAUUGCAUAAUAAACAUGUCAGCCAAUAAAUCAACAUCGACCAUUGUUAUCAAUGACCGUUCCAUAUCACCACGUGAACGUAUCAUUCCAAUCAGGGUUGAAGAUCAACGACAAAGUAAUGACGAUAGUGAUGAUAAUAUUCAACGUGAAUCUUUCCAUCGAAAUCAUGACGAUGAUCUAAAAAGAAAGAAUGUUAAAGUGAUAAAAGUAUCACAAGGUACUCAACCAGAUGACGAUGAGGAUCACAGAGAUUAUGCUGUACGAAUAACUGAUGAUCGACGCCAAACUAAACCCAUUGAUCCAAAUAGAUCAUCAUCAAUGAAAAAGACAAAAUUACCCGAUACUAGCUCAAGUUCAGACUCAAGUUCCGAUUCGGACAAUGAUGAUGACCAUAAACGACGACAAAAAUCAACAAAAGGCCCAGAAGGUUCAACAGGACAACAACAACCUGAAGCAAGUUUUAAGAAACAAAGUGGUCGUUCAAAAAUUCGCGCCAGCGGUGAUAUCAACAACAAUCUAGCCAUUACAACACAACCAGGGAAAUCAAUACUUAAGGCAUCAUCACCACCACCGAUCGCUUCAUCGACACCGAUACCGCCGGAAAGACCAAUUUCUCCGUCGAAUGUUAUAAGAAAAAAGCCAUCAACUGGUUCCCGUUGUAAAUCAUGGUUAUGUUCACCAUUUGCAUUAUGCUGUGCUUGUGCGCCAUUCGAAUGUGAAUGCUGUAAUUGUUGUUAUUGGAAAUGUUACCGUUGUCAACAAUGUUUUUGUCAAUGUUGUAAUCAAAAAUGUUGCUAAAUUCCAUAUUGGUCAAGCAGGAUUUUGAGAUAAGAUUUUUCAUUCCAUUUGAUUUGAUCUAAUGUAAUCAAUCUUGAAUGUUCGCGGUCACCUUGCAAUACUCACACACACACACACACAUAUGAUGUAUUUUGUGUUUAUACACACCGAUCGAUCAAAGAAUAAUAAAAAGAAAUAAACAAAAUUUGUCCAUUCA